Molecule: messenger RNA, 4238 nt
Organism: Toxorhynchites rutilus septentrionalis
Lineage: Eukaryota; Metazoa; Arthropoda; Insecta; Diptera; Culicidae
Gene: gzl
Product: E3 ubiquitin-protein ligase RNF13
Exons: 9
Coding region: 1429-3210 (593 amino acids)
Cellular component (GO): cytoplasm; nucleoplasm
Source: RefSeq, a predicted model, not a curated record
CCGUAGAUUCCACUACGUGAUCGACAGUGACUAAGAACGGUUCCGUUUGUGGCGUAGUUUGUGCAAUUGCAAUGAAGUGGUGAAAAAUCUCCGCUUCUUAUUGGAAACCUGCAUAAUUCGCGCUCCGUAGGGAAAUGUGAAAUCCAAUUACAGGAAUGCCGGAGAGAAUCGGUUCUGUCCGUUCGGAAAAGGAAUAGUUUCGGGCAAAACGACAGCAGUGAUUUGUUUUUGUUCCCGUGCUUGAAAACACAAUGGCGGCGAUUGCUGCUCAUACCUCGAUGAAUGCUUCUACAGUCUUCGAUAGAGUGAUAUGGUGAAUCGAAAAAGUGAAAUUAAAUCAAUGGGGCAUAUAUGCUGAAUUGGUUGAUUUGGAGGGAAACUUUAUUUGCUGAUUAUACGUACAUCAUCCAGUUCUGUUGCAGUUUCAGAAGAAAAGUGUAAAUUUGUUUUUCAUUGUAUGUGUUUGAAAAAUCAAUUGUUCAGCAAGCCAGAUUGGAUUAUCAAUCGAGCAGAUCCGCAUAUGAUAAGUGUGAUGUGCAUUGUUGUCGCCGAGAGCCGCCGGACGAUUGCAUAAAUUUUACGUGAAUGCGACGACACACAAACAUCACCAGAGCAACAACACAUAAAAUACAUUCACCUCAUGCUGAGCUAACGAUAGCAACUCCGUUGUUUGUUUGUUGAGGCAAACAAAAGAAAAACACAUCAUCUCCUGCUGAUUCAGGAAGUUUUACAACAACUAUUUGCUCUCCGCUAUUCCAUCAUACACCCUCAUCGAAUCGUGAAACUUCGGAUUAUACUGCCGUUAACGUACCGUUUGCCGUACAUGAGUUAAGAGAGCGCUACACUAUUUCAAGGCCGCAUUGCCACGCUGAGAAUGGAUCAAAAUUGCGUGAAAAACUACGCAGUGAUCGCGUGGGAUGCCGUGCUAGAUGUGGUGACAUUAGUAUGUUGUACAUGGAGUCAAUGAACCUCCCUUAUUAUUUUGGAUCUGAUCAUCAGAGCACAGACAGCAACCGUAGGGCACGGUUGGUAUGGAUUAUGCUAGCUUGUCAGCUCCGCCAAUUGAACCACCCGCACGGUACCCGUAUCAGGACGGACCGGUUGAACACCAAUAAUUAUCACUCGACACCCAAAUCGAUGGCUUUGCUGAUUCUGCUGAUAACUAUUAAGCUUCAUAUUGCACAGGUCGAUGAUAAGCAAUGAACAAUGGAGUGAAUUGCAAAAUAAAGAAUUAGAGAGGAAAAACCGAUUUAUAUUCGAAAGUGAUUUAACUCUGCCAAUGUGAUGUGUAUGUUGUGUAUACGGAGAAAUAAUGGAAAAACGAAUUGAAUGGACAGUUAAACUUUCCUGGGACUGAAAGUGACGAAACGAACAAGUGUUGUUACUAUUCGUUCAUAGCGAGGAACAUCCUCUGUGAUUCCUAGCAUAAUGACACUAACGAUCAUGGCCGGUUUACCGGCUAGACACUAUCUUGCAAACUACCGUCUAGUCAUCCUGUUCUCGGUCUUCCUGCUGAAAAGUGCCAAGGCGGAUAUUCUCGUCUACAAAAACCUGCAGCUUUUAGAGGAAUUCCGAGAUUUUCCAGCCGUUUUCGGGGGAGAUAUUCCCGAGAGUGGUCUCAAAGUUCGGGCGGUACAAGCAUCACCCCCAGAUGGGUGCUCCGCUAUGGAUGGUCCGCCAGACAACGUGACAUCGAUAGCGCCCAUCGGUGGAUCGACGCGUUUUGCUGCCGUGAUUGCGAGGUACAAUUGCUCAUUCGAGGAGAAAGUUCGCAAUGCACAGAGAGCUGGAUUUGCGGCAGUGAUUGUCCACAAUGUCGGAAGCAAUGAUUUGGAACGAAUGUCAGCCAACCACGCGGAGGACAUUGUAAUUCCAUCGGUGUUCAUCGGCCAGGACAAUGGUGUGCUUAUUAUCGAAAACUACAUAUAUCCUCUGAAUUACGCUCUGAUAAUAACGGAUGACGUUCCGUUCAACAUCAAUAAUAACCUAAUAAUUCCGUUUGCUAUUGUUGUGGGAUUGUCGUUCAUCAUAAUGAUUUGCUUCUUGAUAAUACGAUGCAUACGCGAGCAUCGUCGUUCGCUAAGGCAUCGAUUGCCAAACAAAAUCCUGAAAAAGAUUCCAAUCGUGAAGUUCGCCAAAGGGAUGCAGUAUGACACGUGUGCCAUCUGUCUGGACGAUUAUAUUGAAAAUGAACGGCUACGAGUACUUCCCUGUCAUCACGCCUACCACAUGAAAUGUAUCGAUCCAUGGUUGACGAAAAAUCGUCGUGUGUGCCCUAUCUGCAAGCGUACGGUGGUUGCUCGGGGUGAACGCAGACCUAGAAUACCGCGAUCAUCUACUGAUAGCUUGUCUUCUUCGGAUGCCGAUGAAAAUACACCACUACUGAAUCCAGCUGAAAUCACUUCAGUCUCCGUUGCGCCUUCAGUUGCAGCCACAUCGCAGAAUAAUGGAAACGCUGCAACCCAUGCUUCACAAUCUGCAAACGAUGACCACGUGGUAAAUGUAAAUGGUACUGAUGAUGAUAAUGAUGACGAAUUGCUCGACGACAACAAUGUUCAAUCCAUGACCAACUUUAAGAUUAGAAUGUUGUUAACGAGAUCCCAUUUAAUCGAUGCUCUCCGCCGGGACGGGACACUGCCAGCAACUACUGCUCAACGAAACAGCAGUAACGAAAGCAGUACCAACGAGGGAGGUGGUGAAUCGUCGUUCAGUCCAAUUGGAGAGGAAACCCGCCCAACUGGCACCUGGAACCAAUUCAUGAGACAACUACGCUCCCUUGGCGGUAGACAGCGAGAACAGCAGCUACUUUCGGACGACGAUGUGGAACCAGCAACGGAAGGACCGAACGGCAGUAGCAGUGAUUCCAGUAGCAGCAGCAGUCGCAUGGCUAUCAGUGCCACCGCAGCUAGCAACAAUAUUCUCAACAGUAAUCUCAGCGGUUCGUUCCACGGUGAUGACACGACCGACGAUGAGAUAGUGGGUGCAAAUCGCCGAGAUAAUAACGUAAAGAGGUCCCAAAAACGCCCGGCGCCGUCAUCGGAUCUGCCGUCAACGAGCGGUACGAACGGCAGCGGUUCCAACGAGGUCGCUCGUUUGGGGGUGGCAGCACUACCAAAUGUUAAUUUUAAUCCAAAUCAACCGACUCGGGGCUCGAACCGAAGAGGAGCGAGCCGAAGCGGAAAUGAAUCGGGAAAUAACUAUCCCGUGUAAAUAAUAUUUAUAGAUUGGAAAGGGUUCGCAUUCACGUUCGUCAUUUUUAGAGGAGAUACUUGAUAAUAAACUGAGAACAGUCAAGGAAUGCAUACCUAACUGUACCGGAAAGGUAUUCGCAGAGAGUUGGAAAAAAGUAACACCAUCUUCAUGAAUUGGAAACAUUUGUUUUGUUACUAGCUCUAUUUAUAAGCCAUCCAUCAGCAAGAAAUUUAUAUAAAAAAAUUGUUGAUAAAAUAAUAUGCAUCCUCAUUAAUUGGAAUGUGGAAUGUCUGAAAUGUGAUUGAAUUUUUUAAAAGUCGCUGAUAUUUUAUAUAUACUAUCAUUACUACUAUGAAUAAUUGUUUUAACAUACUAAUUCAGGUGUAACCUUAGUUGUCGCAGAAUAAAAUUCGAAAUUCUGUAUAAAUCAAAAUAAUCGGAAAGUAUAGAGAAACAUUAAUUUUAGCUACUGUUCUCAUCAAUUGUUUCACUUCAAUUCACACACUAGAAAGUAAAUGCUAAAAGAUAAUAUGAUAGAAGUAAAUUACUUUUGAGCAGAAAGACCUAUAUUAGUAUUUAAACCAACACCAACAAUUGUAUGCAUAAAGCGUACAUAAUCGUGUUUUGGUUUUAUUUUUUUCUCAAUAUGAUUUAUACAUACCAUCUAUAAACGCUACAGCAUUAUAUCCAUUUAUGGUUGGUUUAUUUCAUAUUAUCUUUUGUUUUACUUUGUUUUUGCUCGUCAGAAAAUAUCAAAUAGAGACAAACAAAAAAAAACAUACAUAAAGUGUAGUGUAUAUUGUCUAGAGUUAAACGUGAAAUAGUUUGUAAGAAAAGUGAAUUCCUGGCCGCAACAACCAUAGUCAACAGUCAGAGAAUAAAAUAAAAAAGAUACGCGGAUAGAACGUGGAAACAAAUAACUGCCGGAUUUGCAAAUGGCGUUACCAAUGUUUUCAAGUUCCGGAUUCAAGUAGUGAUCUUCUAUAGAAACAUUACCCUAGGCAGUUGCAGGUGGAAAUAUAAAAUUAAAUUGACUGAAAAACAAA